Mus pahari (shrew mouse) is the source of this 2967-nucleotide messenger RNA. It is a transcript of the gene Folh1b, whose product is annotated as folate hydrolase 1B. Bases 95 to 2353 code for a protein of 752 amino acids. The record is from RefSeq and is a predicted model, not a curated record. The transcript has 19 exons. Lineage: Eukaryota; Metazoa; Chordata; Mammalia; Rodentia; Muridae. Gene Ontology annotation, molecular function: carboxypeptidase activity.
CUCAGGGGAAUAGUAGUGGGAGGAAAUUUUAGCCCGCAGAAUCUCUGCAGUAGAAGUAGAAGAGAACUGCUGAGGAAAACUAAAGUUGUCAGAGAUGUGGAAUGCACUGCAGGACAGAGACUCCCUGGAGGUCCUGGGACACCGCCAGCGCUGGCUCCGUGUUGGGACACUGGUGCUGGUUUUCUCCGGAACCUUCGUAAUUGGCUUCCUCUUUGGGUGGUUUAUAAAACCCUCCAAUGAAGCUACUAGUAAUGUUUCCCAUUCUGGCAUGAAGAAGGAGUUUUUGCAUGAAUUGAAGGCUGAGAACAUCAAAAAUUUUUUAUAUAAUUUCACACGGACACCACACUUGGCAGGAACACAAAAUAAUUUUGAGCUUGCAAAGCAAAUUCAUGACCAGUGGAAAGAAUUUGGCCUGGAUUUGGUUGAGUUAUCCCACUAUGAUGUCUUGCUGUCCUAUCCAAAUAAAACCCAUCCUAACUAUAUCUCAAUAAUUGAUGAAGAUGGAAAUGAGAUUUUCAAAACAUCGUUAUCUGAACAGCCACCCCCAGGAUAUGAGAAUAUAUCAGAUGUAGUGCCACCAUACAGUGCCUUCUCUCCACAAGGGACACCAGAGGGCGAUCUAGUGUAUGUCAACUAUGCUCGAACUGAAGACUUCUUUAAACUGGAACGGGAAAUGAAGAUCAAUUGUUCUGGGAAGAUUGUGAUUGCCAGAUAUGGGAAAGUGUUCAGAGGAAAUAUGGUUAAAAAUGCUCAACUGGCUGGGGCAAAAGGGAUGAUUCUCUACUCAGACCCUGCUGACUAUUUUGUUCCUGGGGUGAAGUCCUAUCCAGAUGGCUGGAACAUCCCUGGAGGUGGUGUCCAACGUGGAAAUGUCUUAAAUCUUAAUGGUGCAGGUGACCCACUUACACCAGGUUACCCAGCAAACGAACAUGCUUAUAGGCAUGAGUUGACAGAGGCUGUUGGCCUUCCAAGUAUUCCUGUCCAUCCUAUUGGAUAUGAUGAUGCACAGAAACUCUUAGAACACAUGGGUGGUCCAGCACCCCCUGACAGUAGCUGGAAGGGAGGAUUAAAAGUGCCUUACAACGUGGGACCUGGCUUUGCUGGAAACUUUUCAACACAAAAGGUCAAGCUGCAUAUUCACUCUUACAGUAAAGUGACAAGAAUCUAUAACGUCAUUGGCACCCUCAAAGGAGCUCUGGAACCAGACAGAUAUGUCAUUCUUGGAGGCCACCGAGAUGCUUGGGUGUUUGGUGGCAUUGACCCUCAGAGUGGAGCAGCUGUUGUUCAUGAAAUUGUGAGGAGCUUUGGAACCCUGAAGAAGAAAGGAUGGAGGCCUAGAAGAACAAUUUUGUUUGCAAGCUGGGAUGCAGAAGAAUUUGGCCUUCUUGGUUCUACUGAGUGGGCAGAGGAACAUUCAAGACUGCUACAAGAACGAGGUGUGGCUUAUAUUAAUGCUGAUUCUUCCAUAGAAGGAAAUUACACUCUAAGAGUUGAUUGCACACCACUGAUGUACAGCUUAGUGUACAACCUAACAAAAGAGUUGCAAAGCCCAGAUGAAGGUUUUGAAGGCAAAUCUCUUUAUGACAGCUGGAAAGAAAAGAGUCCUUCACCUGAGUUUAUUGGAAUGCCCAGAAUUAGCAAGCUGGGGUCUGGCAAUGAUUUUGAAGUCUUCUUCCAAAGACUUGGAAUUGCUUCAGGUAGAGCCCGAUAUACUAAAAAUUGGAAAACUAACAAAGUCAGCAGCUAUCCUCUCUAUCACAGUGUCUAUGAAACAUAUGAGCUGGUAGUAAAAUUUUAUGAUCCAACAUUUAAAUACCACCUCACUGUGGCCCAGGUUCGAGGAGGGAUGGUAUUUGAACUGGCCAAUUCUAUAGUGCUUCCCUUUGACUGCCUAAGUUAUGCUGUAGCUCUGAAGAAGCAUGCUGAAACUAUCUACAAUAUUUCAAUGAAGCAUCCACAAGAGAUGAAGGCUUACAUGGUAUCAUUUGAUUCAUUGUUUUCUGCAGUCAAUAAUUUUACAGAUGUUGCAUCUAAGUUCAAUCAGAGACUGGAAGUGUUAGACAAAAGCAACCCCAUAUUACUGAGAAUUAUGAAUGAUCAGCUGAUGCAUCUGGAGCGUGCAUUCAUUGAUCCUUUAGGCUUACCAGGGAGGCCUUUCUACAGGCAUAUCAUCUAUGCUCCAAGCAGCCACAACAAGUAUGCAGGAGAAUCAUUCCCCGGGAUUUAUGAUGCCCUUUUUGAUAUUAGUAGCAAAGUCAACGCUUCUAAGGCCUGGAGUGAAGUGAAGAGACAGAUUUCUAUUGCAACCUUUACAGUGCAAGCUGCAGCAGGGACUCUGAGGGAAGUAGCUUAAACACAUUCUACAGAAUCACAGAAUCCCUGUGUAACUAUGGAGCUGAGAUAGAUAUAUAUAUUCUUGUGCAUCAGAAAAACCAAAAAUGGAUAAUUUCUUUUUUUUAAUUUCAGCAUGUAUUGCUACAAUUUAAAAUUCAAGUAAGUAUUAGAACUAAGGUGAACAGUCUAAUAAAUUGAUACAUUUGAAAGUAUCAGAAAAUGAUCAUAAAUCUCAUACAGCCUUCCCAGAUCUACUCUGUCAUUUCAAUAAAAACAAGCAUCAAUUCCUCAUGGAACACAACUGUAAUAGUUCACAAGUCGACUCUACCUGGGGGACUAGAUGCACAUUGGCCACCAAAAGCUGGGAAGAUCAUGUUAGCCACAAUAGCUGACAAGUUAUAAUCUAUUCUCGUAUCUUGUAAAUAUCAGCACUCUGUAUUAUAAAGUUUAAUUAUUUAGACAUAGGAAAAAUAUCAUUUUAUGAAAACUGUAUAAAAUAUAAAUGCAUAACCAAUAAUUAAUUUGUAGUCCCAAUAACCAUGCACUUCUAAACAAUCACAUCAUUUAUAUCAAAUAUAACCAUGGUCUUAAAUUUUAUGUUUAUGAUUUCCUUGUUUAUAUAGAAGUCAUCAA